GUUCAAUGUUACGAAUAGUAGCUAUAGUUACGAUAUUCAACGCCCAAUUUGAUAUCAUACUUGGAAAAGAUGUUUCGGAACGCAGCACAACAGAGCAAUCCUACUAUCAGCUAAAUCCUUUUCAAAACAGCUACCACUAUGGCUACGAGGUGGGCCCCGACGGUCACUUCCACCACGAGCGUCGCGGCCAGGACGGAGUUACGUACGGAUGCUACGGGCACGUUGAUCCCAACGGAAAGCUCCACGUGACGCACUACGUAGCCGAUUCCCGUGGAUACCGGGUGGUUGAGCCGAACAAACCGGUGCAGAUUUAUCUGGAGGAUGAACCGGAUUGGGAUGGUUAUGGCUCUGGGCAGCGCGAGACGGUACGACCUUGGACGGCGAUAUUCUUGCCGAGGGGUUGUGGUAGAUACGGUUCUGGAGAGAGUACUGAUCCACCGGAGCUUAUUUAUCGUCCUCCGGGGGUCGUGAGUACCACCGUGAGACCUGCAUCGAGUACGACGAGAAGAACUACCACGAUGACGAGCAGACCACCUUGGACAACGAGACCUCCAAACUCGACACCGGUUAUUUUGACACCAGAUCCUCCAGUGCAGAGUACUUCAAGACCUAGUAGACCACCAACUCAAGCGUCAACGACUCGAAGUCCUACUAGUAGUCUUUCAACUACAAAAUAUCCCACCACCACUAGGUAUCCAUCUACUACAACUAGACGUUCUACAACGACAGGAUAUCCAAUGACUUCUACCCAUCGUCCUAAGCCUACGGUGAAUCCCAUCACUUCUACGAGCUAUCCAGUGACCACAACGGUACAACCUGCGUGGACUUCUACAACCCGGAGGGCUACAACGACGUACAGAACAAGCAGUACAACGACGCGACGACCCGGAACAACGGUACCCCCUGACACAACACCAGUUAUUCUGACGCCUGAACCUCCAUUGUUCAGUACAACAAGACCUAGCAGACCUCCAACAUAUUCUACCACUACAACUCGAAGACCGACGACAACAACUGGGCAUCCUGCUACUACAACUAGAUAUCCAACAAGUACAAGUAAAAGGCCUCCGUCUACGACCAGGUACCCAGCUAGUACUACAAGACAUCCUGUUACGAACUAUCCAACAUCAACUACAACCAGAUCCACAACAAGGCUUCCGACAACGAAAACGAAAAAGCCAUCUCACACGACACAUUAUCCUUCCUCAACAACAAGACGUCCAGCGACAUCUUCCUCAAAACCAACGCAUACAACAAGUCAAACCAUGAAACCUCCAGUAUUCGUUACCUCAACUGCUCCACCGAGACCUUCGUCGACUAGGACUACCACCAAGCGACCAGUAACAGCUUCUUCUCCGCUACCUCCAACGACAACGGAAGAUUCCACUGGACUACAUCUCAACCUGACAAUUCCCAAGCCAACCAAUCGACCCGGAAUGGGACCAUCACCAACUCCCAUCCCAACUCAACCGGAAACUCCCCCUCGCUGCCCAUCACCACCGGUGUACUACUUCGUCCCGUACCAACAUCCAGCCCCACCCGGAGUUCCGUCCUUCCCUUGUGGCAACUGCACCUCCAACCGAGGCUACCUCGGACUAGCUCCCGUUAUCUACAUCCCGAACGAACUUGCCUCCCAGUACGGAUUGAAACCGAUCCGACGCAACGCCAUCAUCAACAUCAACACCAAACCGACGACGACCCGGAAGCCUCCGACCACAACGACUAAACCAACAACUUCAACGAAUCAGUGUCCAUCCCCUAAAGUGUACUACUACGUGCCGUAUCCGUACUCGGCACCGGCUAGUGUUCCGUCAUUGCCGUGUGACGGAUGCAGGUCAAACCGUGGCUAUCUUGGGCUGGCGCCGGUCAUCUACGUGCCAAGCGAGUUGGCACCACUGCUUGGGUUGGACCCGGAUGGGAGGAGACUGUCUGGGGGAGGGGUGAUUUUGGAAGUGUUGCCGAUGGAUUUGAAAAGUUAUAUAGGUACAUGGAUGUAA
Culex quinquefasciatus (southern house mosquito) is the source of this 1997-nucleotide messenger RNA. RefSeq names its product mucin-2. The transcript is spliced from 4 exons. Gene Ontology annotation, molecular function: structural constituent of chitin-based larval cuticle. The record is from RefSeq and is a predicted model, not a curated record. Lineage: Eukaryota; Metazoa; Arthropoda; Insecta; Diptera; Culicidae. Bases 6 to 1997 code for a protein of 663 amino acids. Gene Ontology annotation, cellular component: chitin-based extracellular matrix.